UCAUUCAAUACACACGUUCACAGUUGGUUGAUUUGAUGGUAAAUAAACAAGUCACAAACGAGCGAUUUCAUAUAACAUUUUUUUUUUCUUCCUCUCUUCCGAUGACGUUGACAUUCAAAUCUUUUAUUUUUCAUUUGGUUUAUUGAAUUGAGAAUAAUUUUUUUUGUUGUCGUGUCAUUCUUGAUCAAAGUAAAAAAAAUAUAAUUCGAUUGGAAAUCCCUUAAUCGUGUUGAUUGAAAUUCUUUUUUUAUAACAUCAAUGGCUGAACGUCGUCGUCAACGAAAACGUCCAGAGUCAUCGGUCAAUAAUGAAGAAUUUGAUAAACCAGAAAAAGUAGAAUAUGAGAUUGCAAAAUUUCUUCGUUCAAAUUUACCACCUAAACAAACUACAUUGUUGGGCCAUAAAGUCGAUUAUUUUAUUGCAUCUCGAGCAAUCGAUUUGUUGAUGAAUUCCAAAUGGGCCCAAUCAAACAAACGUAAUGAUGAGGUUAUGUUUCCUUCUCGAGAAUCGGUCAUUAAUUACAUGAACGUUAUGUUGCGUCAUAAAUUUUUCCAUCGUGCAAAAACAAUCAUCGUUAAAAAAGAAAUCAAAAGAAAACAAGAUACGGAUAGCACUGAUGAAGGUACCAAAAGUGAAACGAAAAAGAUAAAAAAUGCUGGUGAAAAAUCUGCCAAAAAUGCGAAAGAACAAUCAACAACAACAUCACAGGAAAAAACAUCGAAAAAAGAGAAAAAGAAAGUCAAAUUAGACAUGCAUAUGGAACAAAUUUUUGUCGAUGCUAAUGAGCCAUAUGUUUGGAUAUAUGAUUACAUCCCAAUGCGUACAUGGUUGAUUGGUGGAGGUUUAGUAAUAGCCGCUAUCGCGAUAUGUCUUUUCCCAUUAUGGCCUCGAACUGUUAGAAAUUAUGUUUACUAUCUGAGUAUAGCUGUCGCUGUUUUCCUAUUCUUCAUCAUUGCGUUAGCGUUAUUAAAAAUGGUCGUUUUUGCAAUUGUUUGGACAUUAACAUUUGGUCGUCAUCAUUUAUGGAUUUUGCCUAAUCUUACUGAAGAUGUUGGAUUUUUCGAAUCAUUUUGGCCAUUAUAUAAACAUGAAUGUAAAUCAAAUAGAAACGAAGAAAAUAAUGAUGAUGAUGAUGAUACUCAAAAAAAUGAGCCAGAUGAUGAUACGAAUAAUAUGAAAGAAUGUAAACCGAUAAAUAAUAAAGAAGAUAAUGAAGAAACCGAUGAUGACGAAGAUGAUGAUAAUGACGAAAAUUGUAAUGAAGAUUCUGACAAUAAUCUAAAUGAUUCCAUUACCGAUACUAAUCGUUGUACGAAAAAUACCAACGGUUUUGAGAUAUUGGAUACAAAUGAAUGUGACGAAAAUUGAAAAUAAUAAUUUUUUUGAUUGAUACUUUUUUUUGCUUGUAUUUCUGUAUCCUGUUAUUACAAUUAUUUCCAAUUUUUUUUAUCUAUAAACACCUGCAUGUGAUGAUCAAAACUGAAACAAACAAGAGAAAA
Dermatophagoides pteronyssinus (European house dust mite) is the source of this 1499-nucleotide messenger RNA. RefSeq names its product translocation protein 1 (gene Trp1). Lineage: Eukaryota; Metazoa; Arthropoda; Arachnida; Sarcoptiformes; Pyroglyphidae. Gene Ontology annotation, cellular component: endoplasmic reticulum; endoplasmic reticulum membrane. Gene Ontology annotation, biological process: post-translational protein targeting to membrane, translocation. The record is from RefSeq and is a predicted model, not a curated record.